Messenger RNA from Vigna umbellata (rice bean), 921 nucleotides. The record is from RefSeq and is a predicted model, not a curated record. NCBI's taxonomy places the organism in Eukaryota, Viridiplantae, Streptophyta, Magnoliopsida, Fabales, Fabaceae.
UUGAAAAUGCCAAAUAUAACGACAACAUUUUCUGAAUAAUCUCAUGUAGACCCAUUUCUAUGACCCACCAACCAUUCAAUUAAUUGCCUAGUAGAACAAACAAGAAAGGAGGCCACCAGAAAACCAUGGCGAUGUCUGCAUGAAAUAUGGAUCCAAUUUAUGAGUUCUAAAGGGUGAUGAUGAAAAAGUUAGCAUGCUUCAAACUAGAAUCAGGAUUGGUCAUGUCACAGAUUUGGUUCUGUUGCUGUUAUCACUGUUACUGUACUACUGGUAAGUGAAGUAACUAGAGCUUGAGAUUUGAACUGCCUUUACUGGGGAAGAAGCUGAGCUGAGUGUGAAAAAAGAAAGGGUUUUUGGAAUUUGGAGGAAUGGGUUCUUCUUGCUUUUUCCUAAUAUGUGUUCUGCAUUCUGCAAUAGCUUUGACUUGUGGAGUCCUAAUGGUGUUUUAUUCGAAAGAGAUAUGUGUGCUGGGGCAUGGACCAAAGACAGCAAGCAAGCUUCAAGGGUCAACACCUCAUGAUCAGUUACUGAUUCAAACCUCAGAUUCGUUCUCUGGCUUGUUGUUGUUCACAAUUGGAUUCCUUGUGUUCAUGGUUGCUUGUGUUAAGGACUGGGAGUUCCAAAGUUUCUUUGCCAAAGGGUGUGUCUUUCUUCACAUAUCUAUGGCAGUUUGGAGAUUCUACUUUGGAAGGAAGCUUGAAGAUCUUGCCCAUGACUGGCCUAGACAUGCUGUUGGGGACAUUGCGUUGGCCACUUCCUGGCUCUUCUUUCUUGUCUACUUGUGGAGAGAGAAGUAUGAUUAGUUUUUUGCUAUAUUGUAUAGUGUAGCAUCCAUGGAAAACCUUAGGCCUUUGUGUUGUACUUGUUUCUUGGAUUCACUUGUGUGAAAGUUUGUGUUUUCAAUGUAAAUUUAUCCAUAUU